CCGGGAGCCAGGAUGGAGCUCAGCGGCUUGGGGCUGCUCCUGCUCGUGGUCCUCUCAGGCCUCCUGCUCCUCUUCGCCCGGAGCCGAUCAGCCCCCCGUGGCCGCCUGCCCCCGGGCCCCCGGCCCCUGCCCAUCCUGGGCAACAUGCUGCAGAUGGACCGGCGGGGCCUGCUGAAGUCCUUCCUGGCACUGCGAGACAAGUACGGGCCCGUCUACACCGUGUACCUGGGGUCCCGGCCAGUGGUGGUGCUCUGCGGCCUCGACGCGGUCAAGGAGGCGUUGGUGGAUAAGGCAGAGGAGUUCAGCGGGCGUGGCAAGAUCUCCAUCAUCGACAAAGUCUUCCAGGGAUACGGGGUUGUGUUCGCCAAUGGGGAGCGCUGGAGAACUCUGCGCCGCUUCUCGCUGACGACGCUGCGUGACUUUGGCAUGGGCAAGCGCAGCAUCGAGGAGCGCAUCCAGGAGGAGGCCCAGUGCCUGGUGGGAGAAAUCCACAAAUCCAAGGGGGAGCUCAUCGAUCCCACCUUCUUCUUCAACUCCAUCACGGCCAACAUCAUCUGCUCCAUCGUCUUCGGGAACCGCUUCGACUACCAGGACAAGAUAUUCCUCAGCUUACUGCACAUGUUCAAUGAGACCUUCGCCCUCAUGAGCUCACCCUGGGGGCAGCUGUUUGAGCUGUUCUCUGGCGUGAUGAAGUACCUCCCCGGAGUCCACCAUCGUGUCCACAGCAACCUGGAGUACGUGAACUCCUUCAUCGCCCAGCGCAUCGAGAGCAACAAGAAGUCCUUGGACCCCAACUCCCCUCGGGACUUCAUCGACUGCUUCCUCACCCGCAUGGACAAGGAGAAGGAAAUCAUGGGCACUGAGUUUCACCGGCGCAACCUGGUGCUGACCACCCUGUCCCUCUUCUUCGCGGGCACCGAGACCUCCAGCACCACCUUACGCUACGGCUUCCUGCUGCUGCUCAAGUACCCUCAGGUGUUAGAGAAAGUCCUGAAGGAAAUUGACGAGGUGAUCGGGCAGAACCGCCCCCCAGGGCUGGAGGACCGGGCCCAGAUGCCGUACACGGACGCCGUGAUCCACGAGAUCCAGAGGUUCAGCGACCUGAUCCCGCUGGGCGUACCCCACAUCGUCACACAGGACACCCACUUCCGCGGCUACCUCCUCCCCAAGGGCACAGACGUGUACCCCCUCCUGAGCUCCGUGCUGCACGACCCCCAACACUUUAAGAAACCGGACACCUUCGACCCCGGCCACUUCCUGGAUGCCCAGGGCAACUUCAAGAAGAGCGAGGCAUUUCUGCCCUUCUCCAUAGGGAAGCGGAUCUGCCUGGGCGAGGGCAUUGCCCGCAUGGAGCUGUUCCUCUUCUUCACCACGGUGCUGCAGAACUUCUCCCUGGCCUCGCCCGUGGCCCCCGAGGACAUCGACCUCACCCCCCGGGAGAGUGGCAUCGGCACCGUGCCCCCCCCGUACCAGCUGCGCUUCCUCCCCCGAUAAUGGCUGGGGGGAUGGCGGGGCCUCAGGGCUCUGAGACUCCACUCACUCCCUCCCUGGCCCAUUCCCCCCUGCAUCCUUUUCUCCGACACUGUGUUUCCUUCCAUCCUAGGCCGGAUUCCUCUCUUGACCCUCUCGGUGCCCCUGGGAGGGAGGCGGACUGGCUCUCGGUCAGACCCAGAGGCCUCCCGCCGGCCUCUCUGCCUCGGGUUCAGCUACCCACUGGGCCCCCUUGGGUCAUGGGAGCGGAGGAGAGAAGGUCUCGGGCAUUAACAGUGCGAACAGGGCUAAGAUCUCCAUGUUCUUUGCUAGCCAGGCACCCAGGGAACCCCAAAACUACGCUGCCUCCUCGUAGAGAUCUGGGGAGCAGAGAUGGGCGGCAUCGGGGUAGAGCAGCCCCCAGCGGGAGCAGUAUCUGUGCCUGCUUUUUGUUAUAUUGUACUCUUCCAAGCGCUUAGUACAGUGUUCCGCACACAGUAAACGCUCAAAAAAUAUA
Messenger RNA from Tachyglossus aculeatus (Australian echidna), 1987 nucleotides. Its product is annotated as cytochrome P450 2B4-like. NCBI's taxonomy places the organism in Eukaryota, Metazoa, Chordata, Mammalia, Monotremata, Tachyglossidae. Gene Ontology annotation, cellular component: cytoplasm; intracellular membrane-bounded organelle. Gene Ontology annotation, biological process: xenobiotic metabolic process. The transcript is spliced from 9 exons. Gene Ontology annotation, molecular function: iron ion binding; heme binding; oxidoreductase activity, acting on paired donors, with incorporation or reduction of molecular oxygen, reduced flavin or flavoprotein as one donor, and incorporation of one atom of oxygen. The coding region runs from base 13 to 1494 and encodes 493 amino acids. The record is from RefSeq and is a predicted model, not a curated record.